Panonychus citri (citrus red mite) is the source of this 3469-nucleotide messenger RNA. It is a transcript of the gene Pi3K92E, whose product is annotated as phosphatidylinositol 4,5-bisphosphate 3-kinase catalytic subunit beta isoform-like. Gene Ontology annotation, molecular function: 1-phosphatidylinositol-3-kinase activity; 1-phosphatidylinositol-4-phosphate 3-kinase activity. Gene Ontology annotation, cellular component: cytoplasm; phosphatidylinositol 3-kinase complex; plasma membrane. NCBI's taxonomy places the organism in Eukaryota, Metazoa, Arthropoda, Arachnida, Trombidiformes, Tetranychidae. The record is from RefSeq and is a predicted model, not a curated record. The transcript has 6 exons. Gene Ontology annotation, biological process: phosphatidylinositol-3-phosphate biosynthetic process; phosphatidylinositol-mediated signaling; cell migration. The coding region runs from base 110 to 3349 and encodes 1079 amino acids.
UGAAAACAAUUUAACUUGAUGAUUAGUAUGACAAACAUCAAUUUAUUGCUCGUAAUGUUUUUAAAUUAAAGAAAAUAUCAGAAUAGUCUUGAAACUAAAUUAAAUCAAUAUGAUUGAUGUGAAAUGUUCAUCAACUAAUACCAAGUUAAAUUGUGACGCUAAUUGUGAAAUUUAUAAUGAAUGGACAUCGAUUUACAAUCAACCCGAGAUUGAAGUGAUCAUUUUAAUUCCAAAUGGUUUAAUAACAACAUUAACAGUCACAAGUGAGACUAAAUUGUUUGAAAUUAAAGAGGAAGUUUUUGAUUUAGCCGGUGAUCUGCCAAUGUACGGGGCCCUUUACGAUAGACAGGGUUACAUAUUUACCUGUGUUAAUUUCACCACCGGUGAACAGGAGGAAAUCGAUGAGACGAGAACAAUUAACGAUGUGAAACCUUUCAUGAAGAUACUUCGAUUGCUUGAACGAAAGGGUAACAUCGCCUCGAAACAAUUAAACGCUCAAAUUGGUCCAUUGAUUGGAAAAGGAUUACAUGAAUUCGAUGCUUUGAAAAAUUCUGAAAUCAAUGACUUCCGUUGGAGAGUUAGGUUAAGAUGUGAAGAGAUUGCUGACCAACGGUCAAACGGUUCGUGGAUCGAUAAAGUUAAAUACAAAUAUCCAGUUCGAAUUGAACCAAUGAAAGAGAUUCCUUUAUAUUUGAAAGAUCAUUUAUCAAGUGGAACAAUUAAAAUUCAAACACGAAUUAAAUUAAAAGAUCCAAUUGAAAUGACAGUUAAUUAUAUGAGUAAAACUGUUGAUUUGAUUAAAUUAGCUUUCCAACAAUAUCAAUUGGAUUACGAUGAAAAUAAUUACACUUUCAAGAUAUUUGGUCAAGAAGAGUAUCUUCUUGAUUGUCAACAAUUAAUUAAUUACAAGUAUGUUCGGGAAUCAUUGGCUGAUUACCAAGUACCAUCGUUCAUAAUUGUCGCUAAUUCAGACAUUGAAAUCGCUGAGAAUUACAUAGUAAAUCAAUCGGAUGAUUUUCGUCAACGAAGUGCAUCAAUCGCUUAUUCAACAAUGGCCGGAACUAGUCGUCGAAAGGCCAAACCGAAAUCAUCGUUUGCAAUCAAGGAUAAAUUUUCGAUCACAAUUAACAAUUGUAUUAAAAUUAACCAUUCGGACGAUGUGAAAAUAGCUCUUUCAGUUGGUCUCUUUCACGGCGGUUCCAUGUUAGCCCAUCAAUUGACCACAAGUGAAGUUGAAAGUACCGAAGGUUCAGCGACUUGGGACGAAACUUUGACCUUCGACAUUUCUAUUUGUGACCUUCCUCGAAUGACUCGACUUUGUCUCGUUUUAAACGAGAUUAUGGUUCGAUCUCGAAAAGGAUCUCGAACCGUUUUCUUUAGUUCAAAAAUCUCUUGUGACAUAACAACAAAUCAAUUACGUUGGGUUAACACUCCACUUUUUGAUUAUCGUGGACAAUUAAAAACGGGUAGUUACACUUUUCCAAUGUGGCCUUAUCCCGAAUCGAUUGAUGAUCUGACUGAGAAUUAUUUUAAUCCACUCGGAACCGUUUUACCAAAUCCAUUCUGUUUAGAAUCGACUUGCUUAACAAUCACUUUUCCCAAACACUCAUCAAUCAAAUCUAAUCAAGAAUCGGCCAUUUAUUACCCGACCCUGGACACGAUAUUGACCCUUUCGACGACAACGAUCCCGAAAGAAUCCCGAGGAUCAGGUGACCAUUCACCAUCAUCUCGAUAUUUGGAACAGUUAAAAUCGAUUUGUACUCGAGAUCCAUUAACCGAAAUGGCCGCUAAAGAUCGCGAACUACUUUGGUACUUUCGUGAAGAUCUAAUUCUUUACCUUCCAACAGCAUUACCUUAUUUACUUAAUUGUGUCAAUUGGUCAAAUCAUCUGUCGGUUUGUUCAAUGUUACGUUUACUUGACCGCUGGCCGAAACUGGAACCUGAGCUUGCCCUUCAACUGCUUGAUUAUGCCUACGCUGACUGUACCGUUAGGUCAUAUGCCGUUUCUUGUUUAAGAUCAAUGUCCGAUGACGAUUUAUCCCUUUACCUGUUACAAUUAGUUCAAGCACUUAAAUACGAGUCUUACCUUUAUUGUGACCUGGCCUUGUUUUUACUUGAACGAGGAUUAGUUAAUCGUCGAUUAGGUCACCAACUAUUUUGGUUACUUCGAUCUGAAAUGUCCGAACCAAGUGUCUCAACUUAUUUUGGACUUUUACUUGAAGCUUAUUGUCGAGGAUCAAUUGAUCAUAUGAAAGAUUUAUUCAGACAAAUGGAAGCCAUUAAUAAGCUUAAACAUAUGAACGAAAUAGUUAAACGUGAAUCAAUCAAACGGAAGGAAUCAAAGGAACGAACUUUGACCGUGGUUAUGCACGAUAUUCUAGAACAGUCCUACUAUAAGGAGUCACUUCGACAGAUCACUAAUCCUCUUGAUCCAAGGAUUAAAUUGUCAACCAUCAAGGUGGACAAAUGUAAACUAAUGGACAGUAAAAUGAAACCUCUUUGGUUGGUCUUCAAUAAUUCAGAUCAAGGUUCCGAUGAAGUGUCAAUUAUAUUUAAAAACGGCGACGACUUGCGACAGGACAUGUUGACCCUUCAAAUGUUUCGUAUUAUGGAUAAACUGUGGAAAGAUGAAGGACUUGACCUUCGAUUAACACCUUAUCGGGUUAUCGCCACGGAGAAAAGUGUUGGACUCAUUCAAGUUGUACCUUCGACUCAAACACUGGCCAAGAUACAGAAAAGUAACUCAAUGAAAGCGACCUCAGCAUUCAACAAAGCCUCACUUCUUAAUUGGCUCAAAUCUCACAAUACAACGGAAUCAACACUAACUCAGGCCAUUCAACAGUUUACCCUUUCGUGUGCCAGUUACUCGGUGGCCACUUAUGUACUCGGUAUUGCCGAUCGACAUUCAGAUAAUAUUCUGGUCAAAUCAAACGGUCAAAUUUUACACAUUGACUUUGGUCAUAUUCUUGGUAAAUUUAAGGAAAAAUUUGGCAUCCGUCGUGAGCGAGUUCCCUUCGUAUUAACCAAUGAUUUCGUCUAUGUAAUCACCGCCGGUGGUACUCGAAGAGCGGACUUUAACACCUUCCAAUCAACCUGUGAACAAGCAUUUAUCAUCUUAUGGAAAAAAGGUCACUUUAUAUUAUCACUUUUCGCAAUGAUGCUCUCAACGGGAAUUCCCGAAUUAUCGUCAAUCCGUGACCUGGACUAUCUUCGGGAAACUCUUGUCCUCGAUUACACCCAAGAAGAAGCCUUAGCCCAUUUCAGGUCAAAAUUUGACGAAGCCUUGAAAAAUAGUUGGAAAACAAACAUCAAUUGGUUAGCUCACAAUAUCGCCAAGGAUAACAAUUAACACAACAAUUGAUUAUCAACAAAAAUCAUUUUUUUCUUUUUAUUUAAAUUGUUCACAAAAUGGGGCGAAAUUUAUAAUUUAAAGAAUAACAAUUAAAAAUUCCAUUUAAAUUGUUUCCAA